CGACCAUCGCUGUCCUUUCUUGGGUUUCAUACAAUCAUGGCAGUUCCCGUUUUAUAGGUCCUAUAUAGCAUUAGACCGCUCGCGUUUAUCUCAUCUACCCGACUUCUCUCCGAACGACCUUCGAGUCCCUUCUCUCCCUCAUCCAACAACAUCCGACGCUCCAAACCCUGACUUCCACCCCGAUCACCUCUCACCUCGCCACCCUUCAUUCCACCUAUUUCACACCCUACAUAUUCAAUCUGCGCACCACCUACCUGGACCCCUAUCUCAUCCAGCCGCUCGCCACGCUCCUCACCUCCUCCAUGCCCGACCUCGUCUCCAUCAUCAUCCUCGCUCUCGUCCUCCUCAUCUCCCUGAAGAUCCUCGACUAUGCUCGCCGUCUCGUCAUGUUCUGGGUCAAUCUGGCCCUGCGCUUGCUGUGGUGGGCGCUGGUGCUGGCCGUCGUAUGGUACGUCUAUUCCGUUGGGAUUGAGAAAACGGGUAGGGAUGUAGGGUGGUUCGUGGGUGUUGCGGGGGGGUUUGUCGAUGGGUUCAGAGAUGGAGUGGAGGGGGGACGUGCCGUGACUGGCACUGCCAUGGCGGGGGGGUAUGCUACCGGGUUAGGGGGCAGAGGUAGAUAG
Molecule: messenger RNA, 620 nt
Organism: Aspergillus ibericus CBS 121593
Lineage: Eukaryota; Fungi; Ascomycota; Eurotiomycetes; Eurotiales; Aspergillaceae
Exons: 2
Source: RefSeq, a predicted model, not a curated record